AUGGAAGUAGCACUUUCCCCCAUCCUUCCACAAGAACCGAAUGCUGUUCCUACCGAUGUAUCCCCCAUGAUCAUCAAUACGACUCCUACAACUGAGCAAGAUGGUAGGGAAGAUUUUGAUCCUGAGCAACAAUAUGAAAAGCCUCCCCCCCUCCACACAGUUGCAGACUGGAAGAUUGUUCUCCACUUGCCUGAGAUUGAGACAUGGCUUCGGAUGACAUCAGAAAGAGUCCGGGAUUUGACUUACUCCGUGCAGCAGGACCUGGACAGCAAACACGUGGAUGUGCAUUUGGUACAACUGAAAGACAUAUGUGAAGAUAUCUCUGAUCAUGUUGAACAAAUCCAUGCUCUUCUAGAGACUGAAUUUUCCCUUAAACUUCUGUCUUACUCGGUCAAUGUAAUUGUUGACAUCCACACAGUACAGUUUCUUUGGCAUCAGCUUCGAGUUUCUGUCCUGGUUCUGAGAGAGAGGAUUCUUCAGGGACUGCAAGAUGCCAAUGGAAAUUAUACAAGGCAAACUGAUAUUUUGCAAGCUUUUACAGAAGAAACAAAAGAGGACCGUCUUGAUUCUUUAACAGAAGUGGAUGACUCAGGACAGCUAACUAUCAAAUGCUCUCAAAAUUAUUUAUCCCUAGACUGUGGAAUUACUGCCUUUGAACUGUCUGACUACAGCCCGAGUGAGGAUUUGCUUGGUGCUCUUGGGGACAUGACUUCCAGCCCAGCUAAAAUAACAUCCUUUGAGUCUUGGAGCUAUAGUGAAAUGGACAAAGCCUUUCCAGAACUUACUAGAAGUGUGGGAUUACUGGCUGUAGCAACAGAUUCAAGUGCUUCCAAAUGCAAUGAAAGUAUUAAUACAAAGGAAAUCCAUUUACCCUUGUCAAUUGAUCAACUGCAGGGGGACAGCCAAAGUUGCAAAGAAUCAUCAACUAUAUCUACUGAACUUUCACUCACUCAUCUUUUUGAGCACUUACCCUUUUGUAAAGUAGCUUCUGGGGAUUCGGCUGUCUCAUUUGGCCACAGGAAGGUCUUAGAAACAAUAAAACAGGAGCAAAAUCCAGUGUCCAUCAGUGGUGUAAAAGCUAAUCAUCACCCUCACAGUGAAAACUCAACUCCCAAGAGGUCAAUUCAAGAUGGCAGUGACUACAAUGAGGAUUCGCCCACACAGCCCACCUUGCCCAAGAGGGGCUUGUUUCUCAAAGAAGACAUAUUUAAAACAGAUAUUAUAGUCAAUGAUAUAAAAAAUGAGUUCUCUUUGAUUAAGACAGAAAUCAGUAAGAGCACACCCUCACUGCUUGAGCCACCAGACCGAUCCAAGCUUUGCCUAGCAUUACAAACAGCAUACAAUAAUUGCCCUUCUGCCAUAAGUCAGUCGUGCGAUUGUUUGCACAACAUAAGUGAACUCAAGUUUGCAAUUCAAAAUCAUUUCAAAGAAAAGUCCAUGGCUUUAAGUAAGUCAAGUGACAAUGCCAGAAGGCAGAAGCUGAGGUGCAAGAAGUCACAUGACAUUCCUGAGGAGGUGGCAUCCUGCAGGGUUUCUGAAAUGGCAUCAAAUACUACACCAAGCAACCAGAUGAACAAAAUAGGCACUCUGGCUUUACAAAAUGGAAUUUCUUCUGGCAGCAGGCACUCCAUAGAAGGAACAGAAAGUGACACAACAUCAACCUCUUCUGAACCUUACAAGCAAGAAGAACUGAAUGGCCAGUCUUGCAGUGAAAGAGAACCAUCUGCUUCACCCACUCAUAGCCAAGUCAGCAGCUUUUCAGCUGGAUCAGAUCCUGCUGUAUCUCCCUUCCCCCUUCUUCAAAGAAACAAGACUGAAAAGACCCACUCACCUUCACCAAAUAAUACCAGCACAGAAAAUAAAAUGGGUGACGCCUGGUAUGGCUCUGAUGAAUACUUAGCUCUUCCAUCGCAUCUCAAACAGACAGAAGUAUUAGCUUUGAAAUUAGAAAAUUUGACAAAAUUGCUUCCACAGAAAUCUCCAGGAGAAACUCUUCAAAACAUCGAUGACUGGGAACUAUCUGAAAUGAAUUCAGAUUCAGAGCUUUACCCAACCUACCAGGUCAAAAAGAAGCGCAAAAGGUUAGGUAGAACUUCACCAAGCUCUUCAAGUGACAUCAUAUCUUCAGUAGGAGACAGCAUUGAAUCGGGCCCUCUUAGUGAUAUCCUUUCUGAUGAAGAACUUUGCACAUCCUCAUCUAGCAUGAAAAGGUUCCUAGAAGAUAGGCCACGAAAGCCAUCAAUAUGUCAUGUUUCUGAUAAAAAUGAAAUAACUCUCACAAAUAAAUCAGCUUUGAUACAGCAGCUGAUGGAAGAUAUACAACACCAAGAGAAUAAUGAAAUUGUAUGGGAAAAAAUGGAGGGGUUUGUAAGCAAGUUGGAUGAAUUCAUUCAAUGGUUAAAUGAAGCCAUGGAAACCACAGAAAAUUGGACUCCUCCAAAAGCCGAGACCGACAGUCUUAAACUCUACCUGGAAACACACUUGAGUUUUAAACUGAAUGUAGACAGCCACUGUGCAUUAAAGGAAGCUGUUACAGAAGAAGGAUGUCAACUUCUCGAUCUUAUAGUAUCUCACAAAUCAGGACUGAAGGACAUGCUGCAGAUGAUUGCAAGUCAGUGGAAGGAACUACAGAAACAAAUCAAACGACAACACAGCUGGAUUCUUAGGGCUCUGCGUAUCAUCAAAGCAGAGAUACUGGCUACUGAUGUGUCUGCAACGGAUGAGGAAGGGACUGAGAGCCCCAAGGCAGAGGUUCAGCUAUGCUUUCUGGAAGCACAAAGAGAUGCUGUUGAGCAGAUGUCCUUAAAACUAUACAGUGAGCAGUACAACAGUGGCAGCAAUCGAAAGGAAGAAUUUGCGGAUAUGUCAAAAGUUCACACAGUGGGAAGUAAUGGCUCGCUAUGUUUGAGGUACAGUGUAGAAAUGUCAAUCAGACAUCCCAAAAAGAUGGAAUUGCUGAGUAAAGUGGAAGCUCUGAAGAGAAGUGGUGUUUUACUACCAAGUGAUCUCCUUGAAAAAGUGGAUUCAAUUAAUGAAAAAUGGGAACUGCUUGGGAAAACUCUACAAGAGAAGAUUCAAGAAUCAUUGGUGGGGCACAGUGGGUUAGAAGCACGUGACUUGCUUUCCCCUGAAAGUGGCAACUUAGUAAGGCAGCUGGAGGUCAGAAUCAAAGAAUUGAAAGGGUGGCUGAGAGAUACUGAGCUUUUUAUCUUCAAUUCCUGUCUGAGGCAAGAAAAUGAAGGAACAAUGAAUGCGGAGAAGCAACUGCAGUACUUUAAGUCUCUGUGCUGUGAAAUCAAGCAGAGGCGUCGAGGGGUAGGCUCAGUGUUACGUUUGUGCCAACACCUCCUUGAUGAUCAGGAUACCUGUAAUCUGAAUGCGGACCAUCAGUCAAUGCAGCUGAUAAUUGUAAAUCUUGAAAGAAGGUGGGAAGCUAUCAUCAUGCAAGCAGUCCAGUGGCAAACUAGAUUGCAGAAGAAGUUGGCAAAGCAUCCAGACUCCCUGAAUGUUAUUGAACCUGGUUUAAUGGAGCUAAAUAGCACAAGUGAAGAUGCUCUAGAAUGGGAUGAAAUGGAUAUAAGUAAUAAGUUAAUUAGUAUUAAUGAAGAAUUUACUGAACCUGAACCAAAACAAGAUGACACAAAGCUGAAUCCUCCACCUGAAAUAUCUGAUAAUGGUAAUCCAAAACAAGAAGGAGCCCCUAACAUUCAUGAAGACAAUCUCUGUGAUCCAAGAGUGUCAGGCCCAAAGGUCUAUCAAGUAUAUAGUCUCCACAAUGUUGAAUUAUCCAGAAAAAAUAAUAUAUCUCUCAUGAAAAACACAUCAAAAGAUUCCAGUCUUACACCUUCAACUACUGCAAACAAAGACACAAGUAAAGAUUCUUCCUUAUCAUCUAUAAAAUAUUUGCCAGAUUUACUGUGUAGCACCACAUUGGCAAAACCACAGAAUUAUAUGUAUCAUGGUGGAAACAUUACCAGGCACUCUGAAAAUCAGAAUAAAGUAAUCAGUGAAAGAAAGCCAAAAGCUGUCAGUAACUCUGAAAUCCAAUUGUUUUCUGAUACUGAUGGAAUACAAGAUAAUUCUAUGCCUAAUAUUUCAGAUUCUGACCUAGGGAAUAUAGUUGAUGUGAUAAAACAAAAUUUUAAGCAGAAAGAUGAAGAAAGCCUUGUUAAUGUCACUACAUCUGAACCAAAGUUUAGUAACAAAACAAAAGAUGUAGACAAUGGUGCCCGUCAUGAUUCUGUGAGUGCAGAAGAAUUACAAGGAAAACACAGUGCUUUUACAUUUUAUGACUAUUCAUAUCUUCAAGGUUCGAAAUUAAAGCUACCACGGAUAAUAAAGCAACCACCAUCAGAAAAAGCACAUAAGCAGAGCAACUUGCUUCACGGCUUUUAUUUUGAUAAAGUUCCCUUUAUAUCUGAAAAUCAGCCCGGGGACUUAAAAUCAUGUACGGAAAAGCUCGCUUUACCAAUCGACUGGAAUGAUGCUGAUCCUAAACACACGGAGUUUGUGGAAGAUUUAAAGAAACUAUGUGACACAACAAAUGGGAAAGUGCUUUCAACUCUAUCUCAUAGCUCUUCUUUGGAUUCCCUUUCUUUGACAAGUGAUUUGUUUGGUUUAACUGUUUUUAGAAGUGGAGACAGUCUUAAUCGUAGCACUUCCUUAGAGAGCUGGCUAAAUCCCUACAAAAGCAAUGAAGAUCUUUUUAGUGGUAAUGGCUCCGGUGACCUAAGUGGAAGUAGUGAUUCUGUUGGAGAACUCAGUAAAAGGACGUUAGAUCUUUUGAAUCGCUUAGAAAAUAUCCAAAGUCCUUUAGAUCAAAAAAUAAAGCGUAGCAUCUCUGAUAUCACCCUCCAAAGCACUUCUCAAAGAAUGUCCUUGACUGGACAAGUAUCCCUGGAUAUUGCCUCCUCAAUCAAUGAAGAUUCACCUGCUUCUCUCACUGAGUUAAGCAGCAGUGAUGACCUGUCUCUCUGCUCUGAAGAUAUUAUAAUGCACAGAAACAAAGUACUAGAUUCAAAUGCAUCAUUCAGAAAGCACCUCAAUCGUUCUGUUGCUGAUGAGAGUGAUAUCAACGUUAGCAUGAUUGUUAAUGUUUCCUGUACCUCCACUUGCACUGAUGAUGAAGAUGAUAGUGAUUUGUUAUCAAGUUCUACUCUCACCUUGACUGAGGAAGAGCUGGGCAUGAAAGAUGAAGAUGAUGAUUCCAGUAUUGCAACUGAUGAGGAUAUUUAUGAAGAUUCCAAUUUAAUGUCAGGACUUGACUACAUUAAGAAGGAACUCCACACUUGGAUUAGACCUAAAUUAUAUCUGACAAAGGAAAAGAGGAGACAGCAUGUGGAUUCUGAAAUUCAGGGCUGUAAGGAGUUAAGAGGUGGUGAGACUUUGAAACCAAAAGAUUCAUUGAACAUUGAACAAUUUUUGAGUGAUUCCAUAUGUAAACUUUCACAAAAUAAUGGCCACAGGAAGAAUGUAUUGGAGAAUCAUAUGUCAGAGACAAAAAGACAAGCAAAAAAUGAAGGUUUUCAGCCUUUGCAAGGUUGCUUAGUAGAUGAUAUGGAGAAUGGAAAUGUUGCAGUUACUCAAGAAAGUCUAAAUGGGCAACAUAUUUCAACAUCUGCCAUAACUGUUAGUACAUUAGAUAGGAAAGAGAAUGAAAAUGAAGAUUGUGUCUGUGAAUCAUUUACUGAUAGUUCAAAAGAUUCUCAUAUUAACAGUAAAGAAGAUGUUCAACUACCAAAUAUAACCAGCCCUCAAAAAGAGUAUCAAAAUCAUAUUCAGUAUGAUGACCAGUGUAUUAAAAAUCUUAUCACAGAAUUUGACUCAAAUGUCAAAGAAGACAGUACACCAGGUACAGCAUCACUAAUAUUGCCUCCAAGUUAUCAACAAAGUAAAUCAGGAAUUAGUGAGACUGUUAGUGAUUGCUGUGCAUGUUUAAAAUCAAAUGAAGCAGAAAAAAACACAUCAGCUAGCAGUCAUGAUUCAUGUUGCAACUGUGAAUCAGUUGCUUUUGAUAAAAGAAAUGGGGAAGAUUGCUCAGUGCAUAAUUUUGUGAUGGAGAUAAUUGACAUGGCUUCCACAGCCUUGAAGAACAAAUCACAGCCUGAAAGUGAGCCAGCUGUUCCACAUUCAUUAGCCCAGAUCAAAGAAAAGGUUCUAGAACAUUCUCACAGGCCAAUCCAACUUAGAAAGGGGGAUUUUUAUUCUUAUCUUUCACUCUCUUCUCAUGAUAGUGACUGUGGGGAAGUGACUAAAUAUGUUGAAGAAAAAAGCAGUACUCCGGUUCCGCUGGAUUUUGCAGAAAACAUUGAAUGCUUUUUUGAAGCCUGUCCUGAGGAAGAACGAGUUGAACAGCAGAUGUAUAUUCUUCCUAAUGAAGCUGAGGCAACUUUGGUCAAGCACAAGGACUUGAAUUUAAUAGAUGAACACCAAACAUCCACCAAUUGUAACAGCUUUUCUUUUUUAUCUAAGGAGAUAGGUACAAAUCCUCCAGGCACUUUUAGCAAAACAGGAUCAGAGAAUAUAAAAAAUAAUCCUGAUGAAUCUUUUGAUCAAGAGACCACUAACAAAGGUCCAGUUUUGAAUUCUUUUCCACAUGACUCUAUAGAAAACCAUCCAGGUCAGUCCUUUGGCACUGCAAAAUCUGAAGAAGAUUUUGCCACCCCUUUGAAGGCCUUAAUUAAAGCCACCCAGUUAAAACCUGAUCACUUGAAAGUCAAAGAAGUUAAGCACCCAAACCCAAAAACUCUUGUAUGUGAAGAAAAACUCCUGCCUCUUUACAGAGAAAGGCACAUAAAUACAAAGAGAUAGAAUGCAACUGUCCCUGGACACAUCCGUGUUAUUUCAUGAGCAGAAACUUGGCUGCAUUUCAGAUGUAGGCUUAUCCUCUAAACCCUGAGAUGACCUCUAAUUCCAUUGUAUCACUGCCUUUUGUUACACUUGACUCCCAAGAUAAAUUUUCUUUCCAAAUGUUAUUUGUACAUGUUGGCUUUGUAACCAGGUUGCAUAUGCUGGAGCAAUUUCAGUUAUCAUUUGGCUUUGUAGAAAAACGGUUUUCUUUCAUAUGGGUUUAUAUGUCAAGCUACCUCUUUAACAACUUUCUUUUCAAAUGUGUAUGCUUCUGUAUGAUAUCUCAUCCACUAAUAUUUUAAUGAUUUUGCAAUUGCACAGUUUCUGUGAUCAUUUCAAGUCAUCAUUUCAGAACUGCACAUGUUAUCAAUUAUCCCGUUUUAUGUAUCAAAUUUGGUAUUUUAUGUGUACAACCCAUAUUAUUUAUUGAAAGUAUUUUAGAAAGGAAAUUUUUGAUUGUAGCAAAAAGGAAACAAUUGCUCUUGAGUCAAAAAGAACCGGUUAGACAAAGUAAAUACAAAUGUAUCCUUUUGCUUUUUCUAACAAACAAAACAAAACUAUGCAACACUUCAAGAAACAGCUAUGUAGUGUUGUAUAUUAAGAAUUGUUAACAUUGUACUAAAUUAAAUAAAACAUUUUGGUUUUCUACUAUGCUUCUUGAGGUGGUAAUCAGAAAAGAACCCCACAUUUUAAAAAAAUGGUGCCUUGCUGUAUUUCUUAUAACAUUUAUUAAAAAGUUGCUUUCACAGUAAAAUUACGUUCAUUUGAAAGAAGGAAAUAGCAAGGUGUGAAUCGUUUCUGUAUAUAUGUAUAACCAAGUGCAAACAUUGAUGUACAAUGACAGUAUAAAAU
Messenger RNA from Notechis scutatus (mainland tiger snake), 7701 nucleotides. The record is from RefSeq and is a predicted model, not a curated record. Lineage: Eukaryota; Metazoa; Chordata; Lepidosauria; Squamata; Elapidae.